GUUUAAGGUCGGGGAGUGUCUGAGCGGCUCGUUGGACUCAGAAACCAAUGCAGAAGAGCAUCUGCAGGAACAAUGAACCGGGAGGAUUGGAAGGAAAGGAUUUUGUAAAAUGGGCGUAAUUUGAACGGAUUGAGAAAGUCGCAGAGAUUGGAUCCCAGAGGAACAUUGAAUUGUUGCUUAUUUGAGGCGUGAAUGACCUCUAGCGGUACAGGGAAUUAGGAUUUUCUAAUACUUUGUUGCCUGCAAACUCAGCCCUCCCACAGACUCGGUAGCGGCGUUGCAUUGGAGAGAAUAUGAAUACAUCAUGUUGAAAAAUGAACAGGGUUAAUAUUAGGAUCAUUUUCUUGAGAUAUAUUAAGUUGCCUUUAUUGUCCUGUUAAUAAGCAUGCAUAGUUGUUUGCCAGCAGGCCUCCAGUGUGCUUGAAUAUUCUUUACAUUUCACUUUUUAAAUUCCUGCUUAGGUUUAACAACUAAAAAUAGAUUUACCAGCUUCACUGAUGCCAUAAUCUCCGGGAGGUCAUGAGAUGACCAUCUGCUGCUGGAACCUGCUGUAUACCUGCAAGCUGAUUAACCAGUGAAGUAACCCAAGGCAGGAAUUGUCUGUGUUUGGACUGUGUGACUGCCUGCUGAAGGAGGCAUGCUGAGAGCCACAGCGUGCUCCACAGAGGAGAGGGAUGAAGAGGAUGAUGGGGAAGAAGAGUUGAGGGAUGGAGGGGUACCAUUCUAUGUAAACAGAGGAGGCCUCCCAAUGGAUGAGGAGACUUGGGAGAGGAUGUGGCGUCAUGUGACCAGAAUCCACCCAGAUGGUGAAGCUAUGGCCAGGGAAAUAAGGGGUGCCACUGAACUGCCCAAGAUUUUAGUACCAAGUGUGCCUACAUACCAACCUACAACUACCAUCCCACAGCGCCUGGAAGCCAUACAGAAGUACAUCAGGGAAUUACAGUACAAUCACACAGGAACACAGUUUUUUGAGAUAAAGAAAAGCCGUCCUCUCACUGCGUUGAUGGACAUUGCUAAAGAGAUGACAAGAGAAGCUCUGCCGAUCAAAUGUUUAGAGGCGGUGAUCCUGGCCAUUCAUCUCACAAACAGCAUGCCCGGUGUGGAGCGAUUCCCGCUCAGCUUUAAAUCUCAGUUCUCAGGGAACCACUUCUACCACAUUGUGCUCGGGGUUCACAGCGGGGGCCGCUUCGGUGCACUGGGCAUGAGUCGAAGGGAGGACCUCAUGUUUAAGCCUCUGGAGUUUCGAACACUCAUGGACUUGGUUCAGGAAUUUGAAGGAGCCUACAGGGGCUACUGGCACAACCUGCGCAAAAUUAAAAUUGGCCAGUACGUGUCCCAUGACCCUCAUAGUGUGGAGCAGAUAGAGUGGAAACACUCCAUUCUGGACGUGGACAAGCUGAGCAAGGAAGAGUUACGGAAGGAGCUGGAGAGACACACUCGAGACAUGAGGCUCAAGAUUGGAAAGCCAGCACCUCCCUCUCCUACUAAAGACAGGAGAAACAGCAUGGGUUCUCCUCUCAAAGGACCAGGCAGCCCCAUCCGGAGGAUCAGUCGAGUUGAGAGACGCCCCUCUGGAGAGAAGAAGGUUUUGGAGCAAAAACCUACCAGUAUUAACGGAUACCAGAUUAGAGUCUGAAGAAGGAUUCUGUUGUUACCACACACCUGCAUGAUGGACCCACCUGGUGACUUCCUUUGAGUAAACAUUGACCUAUUCUGGAAUGGGUCACCAGCAACUGUUCUUCCUUGGAUAAACGCCUCAUUCAGCUCUCCUUAUGUUGUUACAGGUUUUUGUUUCCUGCAACCGUUGCAGUAAUUGGUGCUGACAAAGCUCCCUCUUUAUAAAGAGGGAGUAAAUGUGCAGAUCAUUUUUUUAUAUAAAUACAUAAGUGCAGUUUUGGUACCUUAACCCAGAAUAAUGUUUAAAAGUGUACAUGCAUUGAUUUACAUAUCACAUCUUUAUGCUGUUAGGCUUUUCUACAAUCUGCAUCACUGUACUGUAAGUUUAAGACAAAUUGUUUAGUAUAGUACCACCUAGACUCCACUAGACAACAGAUACAUGUGUAGUAACUUGUUUAUAUCUGCUACCCUUGUGCCUUGUUUUAUUUGGGAAAAAUUAUUGUAAUGAUCCCAAAAUCUGUUUUCUCUACAGAAAAACAAAGUUUGGUUCUGCAUUUCCAGUUAGCUACAAAUGGAAAAAAUAAAUAAAUAAAAUAAAGUAAAAUAAUAUAUACAUAUAUAUAUAUAUAUAUAUAUAUAUAUAUAUAUAUAUAUA
This is a messenger RNA of Girardinichthys multiradiatus, 2272 nucleotides long. It is a transcript of the gene vash1, whose product is annotated as vasohibin 1. Lineage: Eukaryota; Metazoa; Chordata; Actinopteri; Cyprinodontiformes; Goodeidae. Gene Ontology annotation, biological process: regulation of angiogenesis. Gene Ontology annotation, cellular component: cytoplasm. The record is from RefSeq and is a predicted model, not a curated record. The transcript is spliced from 7 exons. Bases 638 to 1636 code for a protein of 332 amino acids.